This is a messenger RNA of Lytechinus pictus (painted urchin), 5777 nucleotides long. Its product is annotated as acylamino-acid-releasing enzyme-like. The record is from RefSeq and is a predicted model, not a curated record. The coding region runs from base 211 to 2376 and encodes 721 amino acids. Gene Ontology annotation, molecular function: serine-type endopeptidase activity. Gene Ontology annotation, biological process: proteolysis. The transcript has 21 exons. NCBI's taxonomy places the organism in Eukaryota, Metazoa, Echinodermata, Echinoidea, Temnopleuroida, Toxopneustidae.
GUGAUGAUAAUUUUUUUGAUAAAAAUAUCAUCACUCUAGUCUAGGCUAUAAUUUCUCCACCUCUCUGGCUUUGACACAGCACUUUUUCACAUUUCAUUUGUGUUAUCCUCAACACCGUCCGUCUCGACAGUCUUUUUUUCAAGGAAAGUAAAUUACGAAGUGUUAGAUUUUAAUUUUUCAGGCUCAGCUCAGCGUCUUUUAUUAGGUAAUAUGGAUUUUCCAUCAGCCGAGAGGGCAGUGACGGUGUACAGAGAAUGUGCCAGUGCUCCUACUCUCUCAUCUGCGUCCAUACAAAAGACUGGAGACUGUUUAUUCAGUGUACAUUCAACAUGGAGUCAAAGAGAUUUGGAAAGAGAAACUACAGUCAAGUUUAGAAAGACACAUAUUGUGACUAUCGACAGCAAAGGUCAAGUAGGAAACGUCAUCGAUCCAGCGACCAGCACUGAACUCAACUCGGAGCAGCUGGUACAAUGGUCUCCAUCUGGAAAGUUCAAAGCUGUGCUCAGGAAAGUCAAGGAUAAAAAGGGAGAUGAGAAGCAGUAUCUAGAGGUGUGGAACAGUAUUCAAAAGGUUCAUAACAUCAAUCUGACUGCCCAGGACAAACAUGGCAAAGUGUUUGAAGACGGUGAAUUUGGAUGUUUGGCGUGGUCUAGAUGUGAAUCCCAACUAUUGUAUGUGGCAGAGAAGAAGCAACCAAAAGCUGCCUCUUACUUUGACAAAUCUAAAGAAAAGGGCUCGAGUGAGAAUUCGGAAGCAGAUCCUAAAGACAAGGAUCCUGAAAUUAAGGGAGACCAGUUUCUCCAUCGUCAAGAUUGGGGCGAGCUGUUAGUUGGGAAGCAUUCUCCAGUGCCUUGCAUCUUGAACCUUCAGACCGGUCAGGUGACCGUACCAGAGGGUCUGCCCAAGGAUGUCUCUAUCGGUCAAGCAGUCUGGACUCCUGAUGACAGCGGGAUAGUCUUCACUGGAUGGGAGAACGAGCCCUUUAGGCUAGGAUUGAUCUACUGUAGGAAUAGGAGGAGUGCAGUUUAUCAUUUGGAUCUUACAAGUCAAACAUGCAAUACCAUCAGUGUGACCGGUCAGUCUGUACGGUCACCUGUCUUUACUCCAGAUGGCUCGAAGCUGAUCUAUGUCCAGAAUUCAUGCCACGGCCCUCACAUGCAAUGUGCUAAACUCAUUGUGUGUGAGUGGGAGAGUAAAGAAACAAGGAUUACAGUUGAUGUAGUUCAAAGUCCUUCAGAUGAGAGGCCUUUCCCUGGUUUAUAUGUUGGUCGUUUUGAUCAAAACUGCUGGCUGGAUAAUGAGAUUGCUUUGGUCAGUACUGCUUGGAGAAGUAAUCAGGCAAUCAUUGCAAUCAAUAUCUGCUCAGGGAAAGUCACUAGAGUUACCGAUUCCCAAGAAUUUGGUAGUUGGCUCUUCUGUGACAUCAAAGAGAGGUUUAUUCUAGCAUACAGAUCGUCACCAACUAAUUCAGGUCAACUGGUUAUAGGUGUUAUGCCUCAGGAGGGCGAUAUAUCGGGUAUUAGCUGGAAACCGUUACACGAAGCGAGUGUGACUUUGCCAGAUGUAACUUGGAACGUCAUUACGCUCAAACCUAAGACGGAUCAAAGUAGUGAUAUUGAUUUUGAAGCUAUAAUUCUGAAACCAACUGAAGAUUUGGUUAGCUCAGAGAAGAAGCCUCCUCUCAUUGUGAUGCCUCAUGGGGGCCCCCAUUCUCUAAUCUCAACAGGAUACCUCAUGUUUCCUGGAGCUUUCUGCAGACUAGGAUUUGUGAUUGCCUGUGUCAAUUACAGAGGCUCCGUAGGUUUUGGACAAGCUUCCAUCCAUUCUCUCCCUGGAGCUGUUGGGACCAAUGAUGUCCAAGAUGUUCAGACUGCGGCUGAAGCAUUAAUAGAUCAAGGUCUUGUAGAUCCGAAGAGAAUAGCAGUAUCCGGAGGCUCUCACGGUGGAUUCUUAUCAACACACAUGAUUGGACAGUACUCGGAUUUUUACAAAGUAUGUGUCACCAGGAAUCCAGUCACCAAUGUAGCAGCUAUGCUUGGGGGUACAGACAUUCCAUCAUGGACAAUGACAGAGGCUGGAAUAGACUUUGAUUUCACCAUACCUCCAUCAGCCGAGAUGUAUGCUAAGAUGUUCAACUGCUCACCCAUGGCUCAUGUUCAUAAGGUUAAAGCUCCAACUCUGAUCAUGCUCGGAUCAGACGACCUUCGCGUUCCACCCCAGCAGGGUAUACGCUACCAUCAAAUGCUCAAAGCACAAGGUGUCAAAACAAGAUUACUGAUGUAUCCUGAUAACAGUCAUCCUAUUAGCAAGGUAGAUGCCGAGGCAGAUUGCUUCAUGAACAUGUAUAAAUGGAUUACAGAUCAUAUAUCAUCAUGAAAUCCUGGCCAGUUUGAUCCUUGAUUCUUAGGAAAGACAUUCAAAACAUGUUGUUUAACCCUGAUAUUAUAAAGACUGGGAUUUUUUGAGGCUGCAAAGAUUACAGGGGACCUAAAGCCCCCCCCCCCCCCCACCAAAAGAAAACCUGGGAUGUUUAUCGGGAAAUUGCGAUUGAAAAUUGAUGCAUGCCCAUCACCCAUGACGUUAUCAUUAAAAUUGUAUAUUUGAUAGUCCCAAACUUAUUGAAAUUUAUUUGAAGUUAAUUAAUCAUGCUAAUUAUUUAUUCCAAAAAAUUUUACUCGGCUGUAAAGCCAUAAUAAUAAAGCCCUUGAAAUGCUAUUAUUUUGUUUACAGACUCUUUGUAGGAUUCUGAUCAAAUGCACACACAAAGCAAUUGGUAUAAAAUUUUUAAUGUUUUUUUUGUAUUUUCUAUUCAGGAUAAAUGUAUAUCUUUUGUAUUUCAACUCUUUUAAUGGAAAUUGUCAGCGACAAAUUUGUUCUCUAACUUUGCAUCUUAGACUCGAAACAGUUAGCAUAGUAAGUCACAAACUGUGCUUCUCAAGUCUCAACCAAUAAAAACCCUGGAAAUUCAUGAAACGAUGCGGCACAAACCUUUCAUGUUUGAAUUAAUCAAGAAAAAUGUUGAAGGGGGCCUAAAAGGCCCCUUUCCCCCAUCUUUAGGUUAAUCCUUCAAAAAAAAAAAACAUCAAUGCUAGUAGUGGCAUCAAUCUGGAAUUGAGUCCAAACAGAAUCACCCUAAAAUAGAACACAAUUGUUUGUAUGUAUAAAUGAAAUUAAAAAAACAAAUUGUUCUUGCAGAAAAUGUGUAAUUGCUGAGAAAUUGACAAAAUAAGCAUGGCAUUGCAGCUAGUGUCUGCCUUUUUCCAAAUAGAAAUACACUGUCCCACAGGUGCCUAUCUGUGUUGGUGAUCUUCUGUGUGGUCAUUUUUCAGCUUAGAUUUCAUGAUUUCCCAGAGCUAGGUUGCAAAUAAACCACAUAUAUCUAUGAUGAUAUGGGUCCCGUAACACAAAGGUUAGCGAUUAAUCUUACUCUUGAUUUCCAUGAUUGAUUGUACAUUGUAGUCAAUGCAAUCAAUCAGAGAAAAAUGCUCUACGAUCAUUGCUAAGCUUUGUGUUACAGGCCAAUGGUGACAUUUAACCUUGGUGUUAAAAAAUAAUUUAUCAAGAAAUUGUUUUCUGCAACUACAGGCAAUUAGAAUAACACCAUUCGUAUCUAUACUUGGUUGAUAAUUUAGGAGAGCAGUUGAUUUAAUACCGAUAGGUUGUGUCGUGGUAAGCUCAGUGCACACUACAUGAUCUGAUACGAUUUAAAUGUGAAGCUCCAAGAAGUAAUAUCAUUUUAUAUUGAGUUUGGCAUAAUGCUAGUCAUAGUGUAAUAAGAAUUCUAUGGAGUAAAAUCAAAAUUGGCGCCAAGCUGCAACCAAUGAUUACGUCAUGAUUUGGAAUUGACUUUGCUGUGUUCCUACUAGGAGGCCUGAAAUAGACUAGAAAUUUGAUUUAAGUAUUCAUACUACUAUUAGAACUUAAGAAUUUAUAGGUUAGAAUGUUCAUAUCAAAUGCUAGAAUUUCUUUGAAACUCGGAUUGCAAUGGAUCGUGUAGUGUGUGCUGGGCUCUAGACUUUGGUUGAAAAGUAAAGGCAAAAGUUAGUUAUACUACUGUUGAUGAAUGCCAACCAGUUCUACUACACGAAUUCCGUAAGAUAUGUAGAGUUUGGGUUAGAAAAAAUCUCAGGUUUAAGUGCACCUACAGCAUAAAUAUUAAUCGUUACUGAUAUUAUUAGCUAUUGUAUUAUUAUGAUUGUCAUGGUUAUUGUAUGUAUUAUUGUAUUUGAACAAAAUAUUGCUUUAUGAAUAGAAUACAAAACGGGUGAAUUUAAAACACUUUGUAAUACUUAAAUCUUACUUGACUUAGCCAAAAAAAUUGAUGCUCUCAGGGACAUUCCCAUGCUUUAAGUCUCUAAUAGUCUAAAGGAGGAGCUGGUAUACAGUCAUUUUGUUCUUCUGUGUCAAACAUAUCAUAAAGAUUGUUUAAGGAUGAUUUUGGAUUUCAGUCGAAGCACCACAUAAUUAUGGUCCUUGAUGAUCCCCUAAGGAAUACUUGUAGAAGUUAAAAGCAUCAAAUUUAGUCUGGAGAGACUUUAAAGGGCAAUGUUUUGUAAAGUUCAGUUGCUUUGCUUUGCGUGAUUCCUCUCAAAAUUGCACACCCAUGUUCUAAAACUUUUUAUAGCCAUGAUCGGGAUUAAGUGUUUGCAACAUUCCUGGUUAAAACUUAUAUAAAAAGAAACAUUACUUGAGGACUGCAAUUUGAGGAUGAUCAGAAAAUUUAAUGGAGGAAAAGAAACGGGAUACAUAAUCUGGUAAACCUGAGGUCAGCAAAAAUAGUUUCACUGAGCAAUUGAGCCUAGAAUUAAUGUAUGAUGACAAUUUAAAUAUAAUUUGUUAUUUUGCAUGGACGAUUGAUUAAAUAAUUGUGUCAAGGCCAUCUCGCACCUUACAACUGGACUAGCUGCGACCUGAUUUUUUUAAUAUACAUCAAAUAACAUUUGAUGUGAAUAUUGAGACUAGCACUUAUUUAUCAAUCCAUGAGAAUAAAGCAAAUUCAAUAUGUAAUCAUAAUGACAUCCUAGCAAUCAUGCGAUCGGCUACUAUUUGGAAUCAAUUUGGCCUUUGCUUCAUUGCCUUCAAGAUAAAGAUUUAGAAUUAUAAAAAAUGUGGAUUUUAGGAUUCUUACAGUUGAUUUGUCAACUGCAAAUAAAAAGAUUAUUUUCUUUCAUAAAGCAAAGUGUGAUUUGCUGCGAAAUCCAAAAUGGGUCCAUAGAUCGACUAGUUGUAAGGUGUGCGAUAUCCAUGGCACUUAUAUUUGGCUUGUUGUUUUUAUUUGUGUACCAUAUAAGAAAAACUUGUACAUCUCUCACCCCACCCCCCUCCCCUUUCUCUCUAUGAUGAUCUCAGUCAGUCUCUUCGGAUUUAUUUCCCUUUGUUAUAUGAACAUACACAUCUGUAUUUAUCAUUUUCUAUUCUAUUGCACAAUAUUUCUUUUGAAUCCUAUUCCAUCAUGAACAACCCCCCCCCUCCCCCCAUCAUCUCUCUACUUCCUUCUCUCAUUCUUGUCUUUGCUGAUUUACAUGCAUCAUUUCAACAUUUUCUUCCUUUCUUUUCGACUCAUUUACCCCCCCCCCCCAUAUAUAUAAGAUGAUUCCCUCUUGAACCCACUCUUCAGAAAUUUACCAGUCUUUUUUUUUUCAAAGUCAAACUUCAUUUAUCCUUCAUAAAACCAUUCAGUGUAAAUCUUCACCUCUUCUUUUCGCAUUAUCUGAGCACCCUCUUGCAUCUCGUCCCUUUUCUUGUUCAUUUUGCAGUUUGCAUUUUAAUGUCAAUUU